Molecule: messenger RNA, 789 nt
Organism: Tripterygium wilfordii
Lineage: Eukaryota; Viridiplantae; Streptophyta; Magnoliopsida; Celastrales; Celastraceae
Exons: 2
Coding region: 4-420 (138 amino acids)
Source: RefSeq, a predicted model, not a curated record
UCCAUGGGUAGCCUAAACUGGAGACUCUGUGUUCUCUCCAUGGCAAACUCGUCCUUCCUUCUCCAUUACUACAAUAACCGGAGACUCUCGGCCUCGUCUCGGUCCUUCUUCUUUAUACCCACAACUUUGGCUCUCUUAACCUCUCUCUUCAUUCUCUUGUACAUUUACACUACUUCUAAUCUCUUCACCUAUCACCACCAACACCAUCGCCAUAUUCACCUAAAGCCUCCACUUGAUUCCUCUUCGAUCGCUCGUUCGACCCAUGGAAGAUCGAUCCCAAUUUCGGUACAAAAUGGGUCUAUCAAUUUAUACACGAAUUCCCAAAAAGGAGCUCCCUUGGUGGAAGAUGGGAGUGAUGGAAAUGUUGGGAGUCAACGAUCUUCAAGGGUUCCGUUUCACUCAAUUGGGUUUCAAUUGUGAUUAUUCUCUUCUGCCAUUUGGACCUGUUGGGUGUGUGUAUGGGAGCGCACUUGGCCUGGUUCUUAUCAUAAAUCCUGGUCUAAUCGUCACGGGAUAAAAAGACUUCUUUGAGAUCUAGGUGACGGCGUUUAAAGAGUCCGACUCCACUAGGAAACGACAAGCUUCAUUUGAGGUGAAAUCGACACAGAGUUGGAGAGCUAUUGGUAUUGCCUGAAGUUCAACAGCGGUAGAGUCAGCGCAGCCGAUGCACACCUCCAAUGCCAGCGUUACUGCCAAUUGAAAACAAAAUUAGGGAGAUGGGUUUAAUAUACAGGACAAGCUUGUUUGCUUGGUCAAUUUGGCAACCAUAUAUAGCAUGUUUCGUCCCUA